Messenger RNA from Closterium sp. Naga37s-1, 1119 nucleotides. The record is from the annotation of a GenBank genome assembly. NCBI's taxonomy places the organism in Eukaryota, Viridiplantae, Streptophyta, Zygnematophyceae, Desmidiales, Closteriaceae.
AUGAGUGCUCUCACGCGCACACUCACGCACUCUCACGCGCACACUCUCACGCGCACUCUCACGAGCACUUUCACGCGCACUCUCACAUGCUCCCUCACGCGCACUCUCACGCGCUCCCUUACGCGUGCUCUCACACACGCUCUCACGCGCUCUCUCACGCGCGCACUCUCACGCGAACUCACAUGCGCACUCUCACACUCUCCCUCACUCGCUCUCUCACCGCUAAUCGCCAGCGCGUUAGGCACCAAGGCGCAAGUCACCAGCGCACUAGGCGUCAGCGCGCAAGGCACCAGCGCACUAGGCGUCAGCGCGCAAGGCGCCAGCGCGUUAGGCGCCAGCGCUCAAGGUGCCAGCGUGCAAGGCGCCAGCGCACACGGCGCCAGCGCGCAAGGCGCCAGCGCGCACGGCGCCAGCGCGCACGGUUCCAGCGCGCACGGUUCCAGCACGCACGGCGCCAGCGCGCACGGCGCCAGCGCGUUAAGCGCCAGCGCGCAAGGCGCCAGCGCGCAAGACGCCACCGCGCAAGACGCCAGCGCGAUAGGCGCCAGUGCGUUAGGCGCCAGCGCGCAAGGCGGCAGCGCGUUAGGCGCCAGCGCGUUGGGCGCCAGCGCGUUAGGCGCCAGCGCGCAAGGCGCCAGUACGCAAGGCGCCAGUGCGCAAGGCGCCAGCGCGAACGGCGCCAGCGCGCACGGCGCCAGCACGCACGGCGGCAAGGCUUUAGGCACCAGCGCACUAGGCGCCAGCGUGUUCGUUCGCGUGCGAACUCUCUCACUCGCUCUCCCUCUCUCCCUCUCUUCAAUUGCUCGCGCUCGUGCAGCUGCUGUCAGCGGCGACGGCGGGACGAGCGGGGGAGGCGACGACGGCGGGGUGGGAGGGAGCGGCGACGGCGGGAGGAGGGAGCGGCGACAGCGGGAGGAGGGAGCGGCGACGGGCGGGAGGAGGGAGCGGCGACGGCAGGAGGAGGGAGCGGCGACGGCGGGAGGAGGGAGCGGCGGCGGCGGGAGGAGGGAGCGGCGACGGCGGGUGGGAAGGAGAGGCGACGGCAGGUGGGAGGCGACGGCGGGUGGGAGGGAGAGAGGACGGCGUGGUGGGAAAGAAAAGAUGGUGGGGUGGAGGUAG